CACAGGUAAACUGAAACUAAAAGUGACAUGUCCCCAUUUCUGAAUGCUGUAAACCAAAGCUUAGAAGUUCUGUCUUAUUAAUCGGUCUGUUUUAGAAACCAGGAUGUCCCACACAGUCAUUCCCGUGAACUCUUCAACACUCAUCAUCCAGUUUCAACCAGUAACACAAACAGCUCCUAUUACGACACGAACAAAUGCUCCUGGACCUGUUUGUGUACAACAGGAGACAGGAGCCUCACCUCUUCAUGGACUUCAGGCAUUUCUGAAAGGACAACCGAAAGCCCUUGGGACGGUCCAGAUAAUGAUUGGUGUGAUGACUCUACUGUUUGGCAUUGUGUUGAAAGUUUAUGCUGAAUCCAUCUUUGUCUAUAGUGGUAUUCCUUUCUGGGGAUCUCUCAUCUACAUUAUCUCAGGCUCACUCUGCAUUGCUGCAGAAAAUAAAUCUCAUUCACCCUCCAGUUUGUGUUUGAUGAAGGCUUCACUUGGACUGAACAUUUUCUGUAUUACAACCGCAGUCAUUGCCAUUACUUUAGUUACACUGGAUUUGGCUUUAGGGUCAAUCAACAUUUACUGCAGCAGUUAUAACUGUCGUGAUUUAGACAGAAAGUAUGAGAAUCUCUUCAGGGGAAUCAGAGGAGUAUUGCUGUUAUUUGCCUUGCUAGAGUUUAUCAUCUCCAUCUAUCUGGCAGCACUUGCCCGUAAAAGUAUCGCCUGCAGUUCUCGUCCUCAGGUGCAGUUUGUUUCUCUACCACCAGAGCCCUCUGAUUUCAGGCCCUUUCAUUUCCAUGAUCUUCAAAGUUCAGAGAGACCUGUGGCCAGCAGCUCUUCCUUUCAUGGCCAACCUGCAGAUGCUCCUCCACAAUAUAGUGAAAUAUGAAUUUAA
Messenger RNA from Carassius carassius (crucian carp), 883 nucleotides. Its product is annotated as membrane-spanning 4-domains subfamily A member 4A-like. The transcript is spliced from 8 exons. Gene Ontology annotation, cellular component: membrane. NCBI's taxonomy places the organism in Eukaryota, Metazoa, Chordata, Actinopteri, Cypriniformes, Cyprinidae. The record is from RefSeq and is a predicted model, not a curated record. Bases 104 to 877 code for a protein of 257 amino acids.